This is a messenger RNA of Adineta ricciae, 312 nucleotides long. The record is from the annotation of a GenBank genome assembly. Lineage: Eukaryota; Metazoa; Rotifera; Eurotatoria; Adinetida; Adinetidae.
AUGCAAACGUGCCGAUUUUCGUACCUUCAUCGAACAACUCUUCAGCCGAUCACGGCGCUUGGUGUCGAACGCUCAUGGGAAGAUCUGAAGCAAGAGUUCAACUACCGGGGAUCUGCUUAUUCAGGUGCGACAUGCUAUAAAACAAUCAGCAAACAGGGCCCAGAUCUAUUUGCCGUUGUGAAUAAUCGUAUGGUAUUGUAUUACGAAAAUGAACAAUGGCACUGCUAUAAGACUGCAACUGAUAUCCAGAUUGGUGCCAUGGACAUGUCGAAUGUCAACUCGAAUCAUGUAGGAAUACAAGCACAGAACUAA